AUGUUCUAUAUUAUUAAAAAAUCUAGUAAUGCAGGUAUUGAAAUGAAUUCUAAAUAGCAUCGUUAACAUCCACUAAAAUCAAUUCCAUAUCUACACAAAGUCCUAACUUCUAUUUUACAGAAAUGCACAAGAUACUUUUAGCGAUUUUGCAGUAUAUAAAUUAAAGUUAGAGUAAUAGAAAUUCAAUAUUUAAGAUAAUGAAUUGCACUUAUCAUAUCAACAGUCCAAUAUCUUUGAUAUGUAUAGCUCCUCAUAAGUGCUAAUGCUAAAGGAAACUUUGUGUAAAAUGCCUAUAUGAACACGGAUUGGAUUUGAAAUAUGCCAUUCCAAUUGAUAUAUUUCAAGAAAUGGCCAUCAAGAAAUUAAAAGACUCCAAGCUUGAUGAUAACUCAGAACUAACAAAAUAGAGAAUGGCCUUCAAAUCCUUAAUCUCUCAAACCGAUUAAAAGUUGAAGAAAAUAUGGGAGGAGUUGUCACAAUCAAUCUAAUAAGUAUACGAUUGGAUUGAUAAGGAAAACCAAUCUUACUUAAAUCUCAUCAAGGAAAAUACGAAUCUAGCUGAAUCCUCCUACACUGAUAUAGAAAAAUUAGUCAAAAUUGUAGAAGGAACAACUUUAAUAGAUUGGAAUGCUUCGAAGAAUUCUUAUAUGAAGGAGUUAGAUAAGACCAAUAGCUGGUGGGAUCAAUAUAUAAAGGCUUUUAUUGAGAAGUGUAAUUAAGGAAUCCAAUAGAUCCAAUCAUUAAUUAAGUAACUUUUUAGUUCAUAUCCUUAGAAUUCAACCUGAAGAAGAAGUCGAAGUAUAUUAAGUGAAAGAAAAUUUAUAUGAGAUACUAACCUACAUCUUGGAUAUAGAUGGAUCUCUUUAUUAGAAGAUUUAUGAUAUACUUAGAUAAGAGAAAGUUUCAGACAUUAUUGGAUUCUUGUCAAAGACAAACAAUGAUCAGUUUUAUGAAUCUUUAAUCAAGAAGUAAGAGAAUGUAAAGGAUGCCAAGAAGUAAGUAAAGAAAAUCACAAAUGUCUUGAGAAAUAUUUAGGAACAUAAAUUUAGCAAGGAUGACUAUUCUUCUGAGAAUUAUGAAAAGGAAAUAGCCGAUAUGAUCAAUAGGAUGAAGGAUAACAAAGGGAUCACAGAUUUCAUCAAAUUUUUAGUACGAUUAACAGGCAUAGAUGUAAAAUUUAUUCAAUCAGGAUCAAAUGGAUUGAAUUUAUUGGUAGAAAUGAAGGUAGAUAUUAGGAACCAAUCCUUUGAGAAUAUCAGAAUAAAGAAUACCUCUUUAGUUGGAGGAAAUUUUGUAAGAUGUAAUAUGAAUGGAUCAGAAUUUGAGAAUGUGGAUAUUAGCGGAGUCAAUUUUAAUGGAGCUUAGAUGUUCAAUUGUAAAUGGAAGAACAUAAAAGUCCAUGAAUUGAAUAGGUUGGAUGGCCAUAGUAGUUGUGUUAGAUCAGUCUGUAUUUCUCCUGAUGGAAAUACAUUAGCUUCUGGUAGUGAUGAUAAGUCUAUCCGUCUAUGGGAUGUCAAAACAGGAUAAUAAAAAGCCAAAUUAGAUGGUCAUAGUAAUUAUGUUAGAUCAGUCUGUUUCUCUCCUGAUGGAAAUACAUUAGCUUCUGGUAGUGAUGAUAAGUCUAUCCGUCUAUGGGAUGUCAAAACAGGAUAAUAAAAAGCCAAAUUAGAUGGUCAUAGUAAUUGUAUUAACUCAGUCUGUUUCUCUCCUGAUGGAAAUACAUUAGCUUCUGGUAGUGAUGAUAAGUCUAUCCGUCUAUGGGAUGUCAAAACAGGAUAAUAAAAAGCCAAAUUAGAUGGUCAUAGUAGUUAUGUAAAUUCAGUCUGUUUCUCUCCUGAUGGAAAUACAUUAGCUUCUGGUAGUGAUGAUAAGUCUAUCCGUCUAUGGGAUGUCAAAACAGGAUAAUAAAAAGCCAAAUUAGAUGGUCAUAGUAGUUAUGUAAAUUCAGUCUGUUUCUCUCCUGAUGGAAAUACAUUAGCUUCUGGUAGUGAUGAUAAGUCUAUCCGUCUAUGGGAUGUCAAAACAGGAUAAUAAAAAGCCAAAUUAGAUGGUCAUAGUAGUUAUGUAAAUUCAGUCUGUUUCUCUCCUGAUGGAAAUACAUUAGCUUCUGGUAGUGAUGAUAAGUCUAUCCGUCUAUGGGAUGUCAAAACAGGAUAAUAAAAAGCCAAAUUAGAUGGUCAUAGUAGUUAUGUAAAUUCAGUCUGUUUCUCUCCUGAUGGAAAUACAUUAGCUUCUGGUAGUGAUGAUAAGUCUAUCCGUCUAUGGGAUGUCAAAACAGGAUAAUAAAAAGCCAAAUUAGAUGGUCAUAGUAGUUAUGUAAAUUCAGUCUGUUUCUCUCCUGAUGGAAAUACAUUAGCUUCUGGUAGUGAUGAUAAGUCUAUCCGUCUAUGGGAUGUCAAAACAGGAUAAUAAAAAGCCAAAUUAGAUGGUCAUAGUAGUUAUGUAAAUUCAGUCUGUUUCUCUCCUGAUGGAAAUACAUUAGCUUCUGGUAGUGAUGAUAAGUCUAUCCGUCUAUGGGAUGUCAAAACAGGAUAAUAAAAAGCCAAAUUAGAUGGUCAUAGUAGUUAUGUAAAUUCAGUCUGUUUCUCUCCUGAUGGAAAUACAUUAGCUUCUGGUAGUGAUGAUAAGUCUAUCCGUCUAUGGGAUGUCAAAACAGGAUAAUAAAAAGCCAAAUUAGAUGGUCAUAGUAGUUAUGUAAAUUCAGUCUGUUUCUCUCCUGAUGGAAAUACAUUAGCUUCUGGUAGUGAUGAUAAGUCUAUCCGUCUAUGGGAUGUCAAAACAGGAUAAUAAAAAGCCAAAUUAGAUGGUCAUAGUAGUUAUGUAAAUUCAGUCUGUUUCUCUCCUGAUGGAAAUACAUUAGCUUCUGGUAGUGAUGAUAAGUCUAUCCGUCUAUGGGAUGUCAAAACAGGAUAAUAAAAAGCCAAAUUAGAUGGUCAUAGUAGUUAUGUAAAUUCAGUCUGUUUCUCUCCUGAUGGAAAUACAUUAGCUUCUGGUAGUGAUGAUAAGUCUAUCCGUCUAUGGGAUGUCAAAACAGGAUAAUAAAAAGCCAAAUUAGAUGGUCAUAGUAGUUAUGUAAAUUCAGUCUGUUUCUCUCCUGAUGGAAAUACAUUAGCUUCUGGUAGUGAUGAUAAGUCUAUCCGUCUAUGGGAUGUCAAAACAGGAUAAUAAAAAGCCAAAUUAGAUGGUCAUAGUAGUUAUGUAAAUUCAGUCUGUUUCUCUCCUGAUGGAAAUACAUUAGCUUCUGGUAGUGAUGAUAAGUCUAUCCGUCUAUGGGAUGUCAAAACAGGAUAAUAAAAAGCCAAAUUAGAUGGUCAUAGUAGUUAUGUAAAUUCAGUCUGUUUCUCUCCUGAUGGAAAUACAUUAGCUUCUGGUAGUGAUGAUAAGUCUAUCCGUCUAUGGGAUGUCAAAACAGGAUAAUAAAAAGCCAAAUUAGAUGGUCAUAGUAGUUAUGUAAAUUCAGUCUGUUUCUCUCCUGAUGGAAAUACAUUAGCUUCUGGUAGUGAUGAUAAGUCUAUCCGUCUAUGGGAUGUCAAAACAGGAUAAUAAAAAGCCAAAUUAGAUGGUCAUAGUAGUUAUGUAAAUUCAGUCUGUUUCUCUCCUGAUGGAAAUACAUUAGCUUCUGGUAGUGAUGAUAAGUCUAUCCGUCUAUGGGAUGUCAAAACAGGAUAAUAAAAAGCCAAAUUAGAUGGUCAUAGUAGUUAUGUAAAUUCAGUCUGUUUCUCUCCUGAUGGAAAUACAUUAGCUUCUGGUAGUGGUGAUUAGUCUAUCCGUCUAUGGGAUCUAAAAACAGGAUAAGAAAUUAAAUCCUCUGAUAAAAACUACAAAGAUAUUCUUGCAUAAUUAAAAAUUCCGCUCUAAUAAAAUAGUGCAAUAUAAGAAGGUAAUAUUAAUUUUUUUGAUAUUUUAAGCCUCCAUUUACAUCACUACACUCCUUUUAUCCUAAUAGGCCAUAUUUUAAGCAUAAGGAGCACUAAUUUUGAGAGGAGAGUUUAUUAAUCAAUCAGGUAUAGACUUAAAGACAUUGUUUAAACAAAAGGGUAGCUGUAUUUUGGAAGACCAAUUAGACUGCAAUAAAAAAUGA
Molecule: messenger RNA, 4081 nt
Organism: Paramecium pentaurelia
Lineage: Eukaryota; Ciliophora; Oligohymenophorea; Peniculida; Parameciidae
Source: the annotation of a GenBank genome assembly